Messenger RNA from Oncorhynchus keta (chum salmon), 1152 nucleotides. RefSeq names its product non-structural maintenance of chromosomes element 4 homolog A-like. Gene Ontology annotation, biological process: DNA repair. NCBI's taxonomy places the organism in Eukaryota, Metazoa, Chordata, Actinopteri, Salmoniformes, Salmonidae. The coding region runs from base 187 to 1137 and encodes 316 amino acids. Gene Ontology annotation, cellular component: Smc5-Smc6 complex; nucleus. The record is from RefSeq and is a predicted model, not a curated record. The transcript is spliced from 8 exons.
CAGCAACGUGCAUUAUUGUGUCAAGCUUCACAGAGGUUUACGUUCGUUUCUGUCAGAAAAGCGGUUUGCUUUGAGGACUGUCAACAAGGCUCUCCUCUUUGAAGAGGGGUGAUAGCCAAAACCUAAAAGAAUAGAGGAGAGAGGAAUCCCAAACAACUGCAUACAAUACCAAUACCCCCAUCCAAGAUGAGGCGAGCCAGCCGCGGAGGGGACGAGACCGCCCCUCCCCGUCAGAACGGUGUGCCGGGGGGUAAAGGUGACGGCAGGGCAGCCGAGCGUGGGGAUGCAGCAGCCGCUGCCGGCGGUGAUGAUGAUGAGGCCGGGUGCAGCCCAGCAGACAUGCAGGAUGAGGACAAUGAUCCGGCACGGAGGAGAGAGAUCAGGAGCAAGUACAGGGACCUCAUCAACUCUGUUCAACAGAACAGAGAGGACAUGUUGAGUCCCACCAACAACAAACUGACAGACGUGUUGGAGGAGGCCAACAAACUGUUUGCAGAAGUCCGUCAGGCCCGCGAAGCAGCUCUCGACGCUCAGCUCCUGGUGCUGGCUACAGACCUGGGGAAGGAGAAGGCCAGCCAGCUACACGCUGAGGGAUCGGCCUUCGAUCCCUCAGCCUUCGCCGAACACCUGUUGUCGUUCAUGGGUUUGAAUCGCCUGGAGGAUGAAGAUGAGCAGGAGGAGGGUGGUGGUGCGAGCGGUGGCUACCUCCCCCAGGACGCGUGGCAGAAGGUGGCUAAUAGAGCUCAACACUGCUUCAGGACUGCCCCCUCCUUCCACUACAUGAUGGGAUCGUUCCUGGCUGAGUUGCCUCCGCCUCGCCAGAGGGUCGAGAGACAGAAGAAAGUUCCCGGGAGGGAAGCCAAGAGGAUCAUGCCCACUCAGUUGAGGAGGAUGGAGGAGUCUCACCAGGAAGCUACAGAGAAGGAGGUAGAGAGGAUUCUGGGAUACCUGCAGGGCUACUUCAAUGACGACCCCACAUCUCCCAUCUCCUACUAUGAGUUUGUCAUAGACCCCACCUCCUUCUCCCGCUCUGUGGAGAACAUCUUCCACACCUCCUUCCUGGUCAGGGUGAGUGGUACAUGUUGGAUACUUCAGAUCAAUAUAUCGCCACCUUUUUUUUUUUUUUUUUUUACAUGAUUCACUAUUUAUUGU